Messenger RNA from Gopherus flavomarginatus (Mexican gopher tortoise), 4116 nucleotides. RefSeq names its product aftiphilin (gene AFTPH). Gene Ontology annotation, cellular component: AP-1 adaptor complex; trans-Golgi network membrane. Gene Ontology annotation, molecular function: clathrin binding. NCBI's taxonomy places the organism in Eukaryota, Metazoa, Chordata, Testudines, Testudinidae. Gene Ontology annotation, biological process: intracellular transport. The record is from RefSeq and is a predicted model, not a curated record.
UUGCAUGCUGGGAGAAAUGGCCUAAGUGGGCGGCGGUGGGGGGAGGGGGCUGGGUCGGACCGAGGUGGGUGCUGUUGCUGCGGGCUUUGACAUAGAUUCCCCCUGAUGGCGGCCGCCCCGGGAGGCCCCAGAUAACACCGGCCUGGUCCCUGUGCGGAGCCACCCUCUGCCUGGCCAUGCCAGGCCCAGCCGCCCCUGCAGGAGGCCGGAGAUGGAACCCACUUCUCAGCCCUUUGCUGCUUCUCUGCCAACCAGAUGGACCACUGAAUUGUAUAAGGUAUAAAUUAACCUUCUAAAAGGAAUUAAACAAUGGAACCAGACAUAAUUCGGAUGUACUCUUCUUCCCCUCCUCCACUAGACAAUGGUGCUGAUGAGGAUGACGAUGAUGAAUUUGGGGAAUUUGGUGGAUUCUCUGGUGUUGGCACUUCUGGUAUAGGUUUUGCUGAUUUUGAUGCACCAGACUACAGUAAUUCAAAGGAGGAAUUUAUACCCACAAACCAUUUUAUGCCAAUUCAUGAUUACUCUGACAAUGGAGAUAGCCUUGCAACCUUUAACUCUGUUAAAAAUGGUAAAGAUAAAGACUGCAUUGCAGAACUUCCUAAACCUGCUAAAGAACUCUCUGAUAUAUCAACUAAAACCAGCAAAGAAAAAUGUAAAUCUAGAACUUCAGGUUCUUCCUUUGAUGUUAAUCUGGAAGAUAUAAAGAGAAUAGGGGAACAAAAAGAGAACAGGGGAAAAGCAGAGGGUUUCUCCUCUGAAGGUGUUAGAACUGAUAUGAAAGUUACAGGCCAGGACCAGCAAAUAGACACUUGUAAUGGUGAGAAACUCCCAUGUCUAGAGAUUCUAACAAAUGGUUUUGCAGCAUUGGACUCUGUAAAUCCUCAGGGAAUAGAAGAUCUGGACAGUGUCAGUGACUCAAAGGGACUAAAAACUACUAGCACUCAUAGCACUGAGUUAAGUUUAGACUCUCUGCCCAGCCCAGCUGAGGAUUUUGCAGAUUUUGCUGCAUUCUCAAACAAUGAAACAAUCCAUUUAGAAGAACCAGGUCAUAAAAUAUGCAAAGUUUUUAAUGAAAGAGAAGCACUGAAUGUACAGGAAAACCAUAUAAUAAAUAGAGUGGCUGAACAAAGUAUUAUGAAGGAACAGUCUUCAGAUAGAAGCUACGAAUAUGAAGGAGAGACUUGCACUGAAGAUGAGCAGGCUUGCAUUUCAGAAACCAAUUUAGUAGAUAAUGAAGUUGGUAGUAAUUGUGAGCAGGACUCUACAGCACUGGAACAUAAUGACUUCAUUUGUAGCACAACUCAAACAACUGAGAUUUCAAUAGGCACUACUGAAAAUGCAGAAAACACUGGAAGGGGAAAAUAUUGUGACCGUGGGAACAGCAACGAACUUGAUUUUUCUAGGGCUGAUGAUUCUUCAGAAACAGAAAGUAUCAACUUUACUAAAAUUCAAAACCCCACCAGUGAUCCUGCAGAAGAAACUGAUUUGGGUGAUUUUGAAGAUGUAAAGAAUGGUGAAAGUAGCACUGAAUUUCUGUCUUGUAGUGAUACAAACGAAGAUGAUUUUGGUGAUUUUGGCACAGUCAGUGGUGCAUCUCCUGCUUUUAUUAGUGACACUCAAGAGUCAGUGAAUGAUUUCAGUUUAGAAGACUCUUCUGAACAAUCUGCACACUUCAGUGAGCCAAGUGGUAAAUUUGGUGAGUUUAGGGAUAUAAAUAUUGAGGUAACUGUUGACAAACAAAAAUUAGAUCAGUCUGAACUAAAUCAGACACUAGAAUAUAGAGCUACCAAUACGCUUUCUGACUUGGAAGUCCCACCUCUUACUGAGUUGGAAUAUGGAAAGAAUAGUGAAUUUGGAGAGUUUGAUUCAGUGCCAACACCUCAAGACGAGUGCAGUGCUUUUCAGGACUCUGAAGAUUUUGCAGACUUUAGUUCAGCUGGUUGUAACCAAGCUGCAGAGUGGAAUGCUUUUGAAGAUGAACAGAAAGAAAGCUGUUAUUGGGCUGCUUUUGGAGAUGAACAAGCUGCUGAAUCUCAUUAUAGAAAAGAGACGUGGCAGUCACAUAGGACAGUUGCAUCUCUUAGUAUUGACAGCCCUGUGACCCAUCAGACUGAUGAUGUUGCUUUGGCAUCUUUCCAGGGAGUUGCUAGUAGGCGAGAAUCAGCACCUUCAAUUCAGACAACGUUGCUAAGCCGUCUGGAGCGAAUAUUUGAAGUUUGCUUUCCUUCCAUACCUGUUCUUGAAAUAGAAGAAGAGAUAAUUUCCUUGAACCUUUUUCUGGAAGCAAGCAACAAACGGAUGAGAACAGGAGAGACUUUGGCUAACUGUGGGGAACUUAUGGAAGUGUGGACAGAGCUGCAGGAUAUCCAUGAUUCGUAUGGAUUGAGAUAUCAGUGGGGUGGCUCUCACAGCAACAAAAAGCUUUUAUGCUCCUUGGGAAUUGACACAAGAAAUAUUCUUUUUACAGGCAACAAGAAGCAGCCUGUUAUUGUACCCAUGUAUGCAGCAGGACUGGGUAUGCUAGAGCCUACCAAGGAACCUCUGAAACCAAUAUCUGCUGCAGAAAAAAUAGCUUCCAUAGGACAGACUACCCCUGUAUCACCAGAGAUGAGCACAUGUACAUCUGAUCAGUUCCAGGAAUCUCUACCACCUGUCCAGUUUGACUGGAGUAGCAGUGGCCUUACUAACCCUUUAGAUGUGUGUGUCUUACCCCUUUUUACACAUAAACCCUCCCUUGGCUUACCUUCUAUAUGGCUGCCUACCAACAUGGUCACUGAAUUUCAAGCUAGUGGAGGUUCCACUCUUCUGAACCUUGAUUUCUUUGGGCCCGUGGAUGACAGUAGCUCUAGCAGCACGACCACAAUGCCAGGUGUGGAUCCAGAGUUGUAUGAGUUGACAACUUCAAAACUGGAAACCUCCAGUACAAGCAGCAAAGUGACUGAUGCAUUCGCAAGGCUCAUGUCCACAGUAGAGAAGGCAAGCACAUCUACAAGGAAGCCUAAAAAGGAAGAACAUCUUAGUGAAGAGGCUGCCAAGGUGAUUUCUAGCCUUCCUGACUUAACUUUCAUGCAUGCCAAGGUGUUGAUGUUCCCAGCCACGUUAACACCUUCAACACGCUGCCAAGAAAAGGUAGACUAAGUGAUGUGAAUUGGACACUUUCUAUUGAUUUUUUUUUUCCCCCCUUCUGGGUCAUAAAAAGCAAUCUUGCUUUAAUUAAAAACUUCAAGUUCAGAUGAUUUGUUGGUAAGCAGCACUAGAAAGGUAUACAUAGUAAUGUAUAUUUAUUUACAUACUGGAAUCUAAAUUUAUAUUAGAAAAAAGUGUAAAUAAUUGGGGGUGAAUCUUUUUGAAGAUUUAUUCUUUUUGUUGUGGGCUGGGAUGUAUACAUUUCUGUCUUUGUGAAAUACACUGGUGUCCUUCUAACAAAACUUUUCAAAAAAAUUAAAAAAAAAAAAAAUUCCAAUCUUCACUCUCUGUGAAAUCCCCUUUCAGUGUUUUCAGAUUGUAUCAAGUGUCUUAAUUUCUUUUCUGCACAUAUUAAAAUAUUUCAUUUUAACUGAAAAAGGCUAAAAGGUCACAUGGGUUUUUGCUUGGGUUUGGGGUUUUUUUGGUGGGGGUUUUUUCAGCUGUUUCUUUAAAACAGGCAGUUCCUUCUGUUUGAUCAACCUCAAUUUUUUUGUUUUUCUCUCUUCAAACUUUAACAAUAUGGCUAAAACACUAGCCUUUUGAAAGGUAUAUUGUCAGUACCUUUCUGUGUUAAGUUCUGGAUCACUGUCUAAACGCUCUGUCUACAUUUAAUCAAUUUGAUUUGGAAAAGAAGGACCAAAACUAUGAAUGUCUUACAAUGAGAUUUAUCUGUUACAGUUUUUGUUCUGUUGUACCACUAUUCCUAUGUUUGAUUUUGCACAGUGUAAAAUGACAUAAUCAUAGAUUGCUAUGGUUUAGGCUGUAUAUAUAGUAAAAACUAUGGGUUGUAAAUGUUUGGGGAAAUUCCUAUGGAAAAAUAAAGCUAUGUAGAAGAACCUCUAACAAGGUUAAUGUGCAUGCCUAAAGUCUUUUGAAAUUUAAGUGUGUAAAUUUCCUUUUAGCUUACACAAAAUAAAAUAAUUUAAAAGA